AUGCCAGGUGCCAUUUUUGGCAGGGCAUUAGCACUAGCUUUAGGAGUGUGGGUCAAAACUGAAUAUGCAACUGGCAGCAGGAAGAGCCCAACACCACCUCUGCUCAAAGUGACCAUCAACCUGAUUGAUUUCUACUGGCUAUUGCUAAAUUAUAAGGUGAAGACCAAUUGUUUGACAAUACAUUAUCCAUUCAGUAACUAUGUGCAGCUGAACCAAUACAACGUGUCCAGAAUGCAGUGUGGUAAAGUAAUGAACCUUUGCAACAAAAAACAUAAGAUCUUUUACGAGGACAGGAACUUCCAGGGACGGCACUAUGAGUGCAGUAGUGACUGUGCUGACCUGUCCCCUUACUUUAGCCGCUGUAACUACAUCCGUGUUGAGAGUGACUGGUGGGUGGUGUAUGUGACACCUAAUUACAUGGGAUACCAGUAUGUUCUGAGCAGGGGAGAAUACACUGACUACCAGCGCUGGAUGGGAUUCAAUAACUGCAUCGGCUCAUGUCACUCCUACCCAUUUUUCAGUAGUAACUCCUACAGAAUGAGGAUUUACGAGAGGCUUGACUUUGGAGGACAGUUGAUGGAAUUCAUGGCGGACUGUCCAUCUGUCUACGAUCUUUUCUGUUACCAUGACAUUCACUCCUGCCAUGCGAUGGACGACUGGAUCUUCUAUGAACAUCCCAACUACAGAGGCCGACAGUAUUUCCCGAGACCCAGUGAAUACAGGAGAUACGGUGACUGGGGCGGCUACAGCUCAAAUAUCGGGUCUUUCAGGAGUAUGAUACAUUUCUGA
Messenger RNA from Carcharodon carcharias (great white shark), 789 nucleotides. Its product is annotated as gamma-crystallin S-1-like. Gene Ontology annotation, biological process: lens development in camera-type eye; visual perception. Lineage: Eukaryota; Metazoa; Chordata; Chondrichthyes; Lamniformes; Lamnidae. Gene Ontology annotation, molecular function: structural constituent of eye lens. The transcript has 5 exons. Bases 1 to 789 code for a protein of 262 amino acids. The record is from RefSeq and is a predicted model, not a curated record.